Molecule: messenger RNA, 6069 nt
Organism: Vollenhovia emeryi
Lineage: Eukaryota; Metazoa; Arthropoda; Insecta; Hymenoptera; Formicidae
Gene: Pgm1
Product: phosphoglucomutase
Exons: 7
Coding region: 235-1935 (566 amino acids)
Biological process (GO): carbohydrate metabolic process
Cellular component (GO): cytosol
Molecular function (GO): phosphoglucomutase activity; magnesium ion binding
Source: RefSeq, a predicted model, not a curated record
CGCGAUCUUCCAAGAUGGCGGCGACCGGGCGCCCGUGCCCUUGCGUGUCAUUGACAGGCAAAGUUCGGCCCGCCGACAGUUACCGCACGGCCGUCGCGAGCGUACACGUCUCGUCCGGGCUGUCCCCUCGCCGAUCGCGGCCAACGGAUUAACCUCGACCGUCCGGCGUCUUGUUUCUCAUCGUUUCUUCGCUCUGUCGGUUGCAGCACGCCCGCGGACAGCACCGUGCCGAGCAUGACAACCGCGACGUCGGUGACGAGCCUGACGGUGAGCAGCCGGGCGUACGAGGGCCAGAAGCCGGGCACCUCGGGCCUGCGGAAGGCCGUCAGGGUCUUCCAGCAGGAGCACUACACGGAGAACUUCGUGCAGGCGAUCCUGCACGCCCUGGGCGAUCAGCUGACCGGCUGCACCCUCGUCGUCGGCGGCGACGGGCGGUUUUACGGCAGGGAGGCGGUGGCGAAGAUCAUCCGGAUCGCCGCGGCGAACGGGGUAAGAAAGUUAAUAGUUGGUCAAAAUGGCAUUCUCUCGACGCCGGCGGUGUCGACUAUAAUACGAAAAUAUAAAACGCAAGGUGGGAUCGUCUUGACUGCGUCGCACAAUCCCGGUGGCCCCGACGCCGACUUCGGCAUUAAAUUCAAUUGCGACAACGGCGGCCCCGCUCCGGACAACGUGACGAACAGGAUCUACGAGAUCACCCAGACGCUCCAGUGUUACAAGAUUGUCCCCGACAUUGGCGUGGAUAUCGACAAGGUGCAGAGUAUCUCCGUCGACGUGGACGGCAGGCCGUUUGCCGUCGACGUAAUUGAUUCCGUCGACGACUACGUGGAGCUUAUGAGGGAGAUUUUUGACUUUGCGAGUAUUAAAAAGCUGCUGCAAGGCGGCGCGGACCGGCCGGCGUUCAAGGUUCUCAUCAAUUCGAUGAACGGAGUUACGGGGCCGUACGUGAAGCGAAUAUUUAGCACCGAAUUAGGUGUCGAUGACACAUGCUUAGUGAAUGUGAAGCCGUUAGAAGAUUUCGGUGGUCUACACCCCGAUCCAAAUUUAACUUAUGCCAAAGAUUUAGUGAAUGCUAUGAAGGAAGGACCGUACGACUUCGGCGCGGCUUUCGACGGAGACGGAGACAGAAAUAUGAUCUUAGGCAGGAAAGCUUUCUUCGUCACUCCUUCCGAUUCCUUAGCGGUGUUAGCUGCUAAUCUAAAAUUAAUUCCGUAUUUCCAAACGACUGGCGUUAGAGGAUAUGCUAGAUCAAUGCCAACGGCUGCGGCUGUCGAUAGAGUCGCCGCUAAAAAUGGGGCGAAAUUCUUCGAGGUUCCCACUGGAUGGAAGUACUUUGGAAAUCUCAUGGAUGCUGCAAAUCUGUCGCUAUGCGGAGAGGAGAGUUUCGGCACCGGUUCCGAUCAUAUCCGCGAGAAGGAUGGAAUAUGGGCGUGUCUGGCGUGGCUCAAUGUAAUCGCGGGACUGGGAAAAUCUGUGGAAAACAUUUUAUUGGAUCACUGGAAAGUUUAUGGGAGAAAUUUCUUUACUAGAUACGAUUAUGAGAAUUGCGACUCCGCGUGCGCGGAUAAAAUGAUGCAGAGUAUCGAGGCCCUGAUUCAGAAGCCAGAUUUUAUCGGCAGGAAGCUGCAGUGCGAAGGUAAAGAGUAUAUCGUUAAGCAGGCGGACAAUUACUCCUACACGGAUCCUGUCGAUGGUAGCAAAGCUACGAAACAGGGAUUGCGGAUAUUGUUUGCGGACGGCUCCCGCAUAAUAUUCCGCUUAUCCGGGACGGGAAGUUCUGGUGCCACUAUCCGUAUGUAUAUCGAUAGUUACGAGGAUGAUCCGGUUACUUUCGUGAAAGACGCACAACUGGUCUUAAAACCUUUAAUUAAUAUCGCGCUAGAAUUAAGCGAACUCCAUAAGCAUACUGAUCGCAACGCGCCUACUGUGAUUACGUAAAGAGUUCGCUCGUCGCACGUUCUCGCGCUCUUCCGUCGCGGAACUCGCUUAUCUCUCAUUCAACAUUAUCUCUCGUUUGUCCAAGGAGGUUUAACAAUGCGAGAAUCAGUCUUGGGUAUACAAAUUCAUUUGGAUUCUAGAGGUUCGGCCGAUUUCAUUGUCAAAAUCACAGGGCAAUAGCAUAAUAAUCGUCACUGGCGCGCCACUGACGGGAUUUUCCAUUUUUAUAAAGCGUUACCGAUUUGUGAUUCCAUCCAUAUGAUAUACAUACUGUGCGUAUUGGACGAGAACUAUUCAGUAUGCAUAUCCGAGUAGCAAUUGUGGAAGAAACGUUUCAAGAUCUAUCAGGAUCUCUAACUAGAUAUCUAACGUAGAUGUUAUUGCUCGCGUCCUCUUUGCGUCUCUCUCCGUUUCAAGUCAAUCGUGAGAGGAUGCAAUUUAAACUUAUUUAAAUCUUCAACUUUUGAGUGUACGAAAAAUAUUGAUUUUGCCCCCCUCGGACGCGCGCGGCGCGAGCAUCGAGAGGCGGCUUCGUCUCUACUGAAUAAUCAGGGAUGAUUAUUGGGUAGAAAUUUUAUUGAUAAUUUAUCUAUAUCGCUCGUACGUUUAUAUGUAUGAGUUUUAAUAAGCACUAAAACUGCUUAUCGUGUAUCGUAAUAUGAAUAUAUCGGGUAGCGCACGUAGACACUCUACUUGUGCUGCAAAAUCAUCUUUGGGAAAGUGUUUCGUGACGUAACCAUUGUGUUAAACAAUGAUAUUGUUGAUAUGCAAUAAUCUAUCCACUCGUUACCGCGGCAUGUAAUAAAAAGAAAAGAAAUGCAGUUUACUGUGUCAAAUAGAGAAUGCGUAGAUAUUCUUCAGAAGAAGCUGAGCACAAAAAAAGAACCGUCUUGUACUUAUCUGUCGUGAAAAAUCACGUUGUCCGUACGUUAAUCCGGCGAUGAUGUGCAUCCUUUUGCCAAUAGCUGACACUAAGAUCGAUGAGGAAACUUUCAUCGUUGUCACAUUUAUUUCGCAGCCAUAAAAUUGCAAUGACGCAUAAAUGAAUGUCACCACGUGCAUUCCGGUAUGUAAAAAUAUAAUUUGUAAAAAUCACGACUUUGAAUGGGAAAAAUGGGUACAUUGUCAAUCUUCCAAAGCUUAUGUCUAUCCGCGAUUUACGUCUGACGUUUGUUCUAUAAUUUCCAUUCGCAUUUUCACCCACGAGUUCUACAGUGAAAAUACUAUCUAAUGCUUGAUUCGAUGCUCUGGAAACAUAAGUUUAGUUAAGACGAAUAAAGUUUGGACCCGAUCCGAUUGAUACACCGUGGAGAGGGAGAAUUAUUCGGUUACUCGUUGAUAAUUUUAUUAACCGCGAAAUGUCACAGGCAUAGAGGGACUGGGAUUCACUGUCAGAUAGCAUAGUAUUGGAGGAUUAACAAAAGCGUAAAUUCGAUAUUGAAGGACCAGUCUUUCCAACGUUCAUCAAAUCGACCUUAUCGCUCUGUCUGCAUUAUAGCCGAUGCUACUACGAUCCAGGCAGAUACGUAAGAUAUUUACUUGUCAAAUAAACUACUAAACAUUUUGCCCAAGGAUGGAACGACUGGCCCUGUGAAGUGAAUGUAGCGUAAUGGAUAAUAAUAAGCGGCUUUAAUUCUUUUCUGCUUUACGAGGUAAACCUUUUAUUAACAAAUUAAGUCAUCUUAAUAGCGGAUCUCUAAAGGGAGACGUCACUGCGAUCCGCAAUGUGACGCUACUUUCAAAUUUCAACGAUGUAUUCUCGGAAAUCCUUUUUUUCCAACGUCCAGGUUUUGUUAUGUGAAAAAUGACAUUUUUGAGUCUCACGUUGUAGAUUUAUUUGUAUCGGUAAAUUUAUAUUUAAAUUGGAGGAGUGGGGAAGGUAUAAGUCCUUUUGCACUUCGUCUUGUACAGUAGCAUAUGUAAAACCGCCUAUGUAAAAUUUACACUAUUUAUUGCAAACACGAGCAUAAUACGAAGAGAAUAUUAAAAUUUAAAGGAAAGGUACAUUGAAGUUUUUGUAGAUAGUAGUGUACAACUGUAAGAAUCUUUUUCGUUUCUAUCGGAGCAGUCAUCCAUUUGUUCUUUCGGAAACUUUCGCACGUUUAUCAAUACCGCGCUAAGCUGGCCAUUUCAUUGUGAUACGAAACUCCCCUCGCUGCUGCGAAUCGCAUUUAAACGGCGUAUAUACAGUUUACCCGCAAACCGCCCUUUUCUCAUUCUCGUUACACCAUUCCGUUACCAUCGUGCGACCUUUCUACAAAAACAUACCUUGUUACUUUGCCAUCUCGGUUCUGACAUUCGAAUAUCGAAAGAAGCAUGGAUGCUUAAAGUCGGUGAACUCACCAAAACCUGAGAAAUAGCCAGCGGGAGGACCUUGUCACAAUUUCUCAGAAUUUGUGGGCGACCCCAGAUAUAGCGAUGUAGGUUUGCAAAUUCGAGUUUGGCGCGAUGCUCAGCGUCUUACAGAGUUUCUCAAGUGAGCAGCAUAUUCGCGAAACGGCACUGCCGUUUACGGAAAUCCGUGUAUCUGCGUUUCGUUGCGCGACACGCUUUGUUUCGAGGCCGUGCGCGGGCAACGUAAUUCGCUGAGUAUCCCGUUAAGAUUAAUCGAUAGAAUAGAAUACGUUAACGAACUUGUACAAAGACCAGUAGGAUGAUCAGUGAGGAAAGAAUUGAAUUUUUCUUUCGGGGAGGGAACAAAAGUCGCGAACAGCCAGUUGGCGCGAAAUUCUAUAAGUAACAGUAUAUCUCCACGUAAGAAGAAUUGAACAAUAGAUAGAUAAUACGAAACACGUUCGAUAGGUAUUAUUGUAUCUCGCGAAUGUUAAUGGACGCCUCGGCUAUCGACCAUUAAUUGACAGCCGCGCAAAGCGUAUUAUGUUACUUGUUUCCCCUUCGUUACUUUUUCGCUUCGUCUUUGCUUCUUUCUUUUGUACGAUAUUUCACUGCGGGUAUCGAAAGUAAUCACGUAAGCGCGUUUUGUGCCGUGGGGCAAAAAAAAACGCGCGAUUCACGACUCACGUUUCAUUUCGAAUCAGAGUAAAAAUUUCACCGUGUGGCCCGGCGUGGACGGCACGCCGCGGGGAUAGGUAAGAAUCCGGAGCAGGAGCGACGUAAACGUUUCCGUUUUUCUUUUCCUUCCGUGAAUAAAUGCAACGUAUUACGGAGAGAUUUCGCAAGGCAAUUAUGUAAAUAGUUGACGGUGAAGGAGGGGAAGGAGAAGGAGGAGAUACUUAGGGACCUGAGCCGACACACGCCCCCGUUUGAUCUGUCGAUUACGUUCUAGAAGAGUGCGUGCGGAAGGAAGGAAAGAAGAGAGAGAGAGAGAGAGAGAGAGAGAGGGAGGGAAGUGGAUGCUCCGAGUGCUCUCUAGAACGUAAUAAAGAUUACUUAACGCGGUGGCGAUGUCACAGAGACCAGCACAGAGACUGCCGAUUACUAUAAAGAUAUUAACAUGUAACAUUUGUAUCAUAAUCAUAAUAAAUACUAAUUAUCAUUAUAAGUAUAUGAAUGAGUGGCUGCUCGGAAUGCACGUGGUAAUAAUUCACCGCUCUGCUCCAUGCGUUUUACCUUCGUCGUUCCAAUCGACGCUGCGUUUCCCAAAUGCCGAUUCCGACCAAGGACCUGACGUAUUAAUAAACUCCAAGACACGCGUUCCGUUCAUCAAUGUUGAUCUAAUCUCCGUGGUGUCAGCGAAUUGUGUAAAGAUGCAUAUUAUCGUACCCUUGCUCUUUUUUUCGGCGGUCUAGCGCCAGAUGCGACCAUCCUGAUCUUCAAUUCUCGCGUGCACCUUAAAUGCGAUCUUCGGUAUUGCAAGCAGAAACUGAACACCGAAACACGAAGACUAAAUAGCGAAGGUAUAUUGUAAAUCUGAUUUCCAUCUUGGUUGUGUCAUACGAAAAAUACCGAUGUGCAUAGCCGGUCGUUUUUAAACCGUUUGCGAACGCCGGUUGUGAAUAAAACUCAAGGGUCGGAUGUGUCGCAUCUACGUUGAACCGACGUAGCGAAGAUCCCUACGCAUUUGCGAUUACGCGAACGCGCCCUUACGUUAAGGCGAUUAUUAUGUUCAAGUGAUUCGUACAAAGUGGUGACGACUAAUCCGACUUUUAAUAAAGUUUAUCUCAUUACAACGAA